CCUAUCUAUAUCAUUUUGAUUAAGACGUUCAAACCACACAAUCACCGACCAUAAUAACGUGUAUUAUUCUCGAUUUAACCUUGAUCUUGUGGCCUAUAUCGUAUGACUUUAGUGAUAGCGAAUACAUUUGAUACAUUCAGCUGAAAUUUCUGAAAAGGAUGGGACUCAUCCAUCUAAUAGGCUGCACUUUGGCAAUCGCUCUCCAUGUUUCCGCCCUCGACAACGGAUUGGCUCGCACUCCGCCGAUGGGGUGGUUGUCAUGGCAACGCUUCAGGUGUAACACGGAUUGUGACAACGAUCCCCUGAACUGUAUAAGCGAACGGCUUUACAAAGACAUGGCAGAUCGCUUGGCAGCAGACGGUUACAGGGAAGCGGGCUAUGAGUACGUCAACAUUGACGACUGCUGGGCAGCUCUCCAGCGCGACCCGGUGACCUUGAGGCUGGUAGCAGACCCCAAACGGUUUCCCAGUGGCAUUAAAGCACUGGCUGAUUACGUACACAGUAAGGGCCUCAAGCUUGGUAUCUAUGGUGACAUGGGCGUCUACACUUGUGGGGGCUAUCCUGGAAGCAAGUUCACACUGAAGACGGAUGCCGAUACAUUUGCCGAGUGGGGUGUCGACUCACUAAAACUGGACGGUUGUUACUCGAAUACCGAUGAUUUUACUGUUGCUUAUCCCAUAAUGGAGUUCUAUUUAAACAGAACAGGUCGACCUAUACUGUACAGCUGCAGCUGGCCUGCUUAUCAAAGUACUCCAGACUAUCCUCGCAUCGCUGAGUUCUGUAACAUCUGGAGAAACUAUGACGACAUCGAUGACUCCUGGGACAGUGUGAAGAGCAUCAUUCAGUUCUACGGAGACGACAAAGGCAACUUCAGUUCUGUGGCUGGACCUGGAAACUUCAAUGACCCAGACAUGAUUAUAAUUGGAGACAAGGGCCUCAGUGAGUCCCAAGAAGAAGCUCAAAUGGCCAUGUGGGCAAUGAUGGCUGCUCCGCUGUUUCUGUCCAAUGACCUCAGAAAUGUCUCGGACAGAGCCAGAAACUUGAUCCAAAACAAAGGAGCCAUAGAAAUAAACCAAGAUCCAUUGGGAAUCCAGGGCAAGCGAGUUCAGCAGGCCAACGGGAUUCAAAUCUGGCUUCGCCCUGUUGUUCCUGCAGGAAGUUAUGCUUUCGCCAUUCUGAACCUCAAUGAUGGCGGCUACGCUUCAUCCGUGUCCUUCUCAUUGGCUGGUUUAGGCGUCCCUGGCAACGACCACUACUACUUGAAUGAAGUGUUCAGCGGGCUAUAUCUUGGCGGCUACAAUGUGAAUGACACAUUUACCGUCAAAGUGGAUGUAUCCAGUGUGUUCUUUGGAAAGUUUAAAAAGUGGGGAUAAAAAGACCCGAACAAAUAGUCGUCUAUAAAUAGUUUGUAUAGGAGGACAACGUUGUUGCUGACCUGACAUUUUUAAUAAUAAUAUAGGCCAGUGCGGUUGUUUCUUUUUUUAAAAUAUAAAUAGAACAUAUAUAAUUAACAAUGA
Messenger RNA from Biomphalaria glabrata, 1517 nucleotides. RefSeq names its product alpha-N-acetylgalactosaminidase-like. Gene Ontology annotation, biological process: oligosaccharide metabolic process; glycoside catabolic process; glycosylceramide catabolic process. The coding region runs from base 159 to 1373 and encodes 404 amino acids. The record is from RefSeq and is a predicted model, not a curated record. Lineage: Eukaryota; Metazoa; Mollusca; Gastropoda; Planorbidae. The transcript has 8 exons. Gene Ontology annotation, cellular component: cytoplasm. Gene Ontology annotation, molecular function: alpha-galactosidase activity.